Molecule: messenger RNA, 1238 nt
Organism: Wallemia mellicola CBS 633.66
Lineage: Eukaryota; Fungi; Basidiomycota; Wallemiomycetes; Wallemiales; Wallemiaceae
Product: DUF803-domain-containing protein
Exons: 4
Coding region: 26-1171 (381 amino acids)
Biological process (GO): magnesium ion transport
Cellular component (GO): membrane
Molecular function (GO): magnesium ion transmembrane transporter activity
Source: RefSeq, a predicted model, not a curated record
ACGUCGACUAUCAAGAGCAUAAACUAUGGAAGACAGGUGGAUAGGUUUAUUGUUGGCUAUCUCGUCGAGCGUUGCUAUCGGCAUGAGCUUUAUUAUCACUAAAAAGGGUCUACAAGAUUCUAGUAACAAAGCAGGCGAUAACUAUUCAGCCUCAGAUAAACUACUUUAUCUUAAGAACCCGAUUUGGUGGGCAGGUAUGGCUACAAUGGUCGUUGGAGAAGUAGCAAACUUCGCUGCUUACACUUUCGCACCUCCGGUGCUGAUCACCCCAUUAGGUGCUUUAUCUGUCAUCUUCGGCGCUAUCUUAGCUUCAUUCUUAUUACACGAAAGGCUGGGACCUAUCGGUAGAGUUGGCUGCGGUUUAUGCGUCGUUGGUAGCUUAGUUAUCGUCAUACACGCGCCAGAGGAUAAAGAAGUGGAGUCUGUGAAUGAUAUACUAAACUAUGCGAUUCAAUUACCAUUUAUUAUAUACGUCGCUAUAGUUGUCAUCUUUUCAGCUGUUAUGAUCUACAAAUUCGUACCAAAGUAUGGUAAAAAGACACCAUUAGUUUACAUUUCAAUCUGUUCGAUGGUAGGAUCAAUAUCAGUUAUGUCAAUCAAAGGUUUCGGUGUAGCUUUGAAGCUCACAUUAGCUGGAAACAAUCAAUUGACGCACGCCAGUACCUAUAUAUUUGGUAUAGUCGUCGUUGUAUGUAUUAUAAUACAAAUGAACUACUUCAACAAAGCAUUGGAUACAUUCUCAACUAAUGUUGUCAAUCCAAUUUACUAUGUUAUGUUCUCAACGGCUACAAUAAUCGCAUCAUUCAUCUUGUUCCAAGGAUUUUAUGAAACACCAACGAGGGAUAUCGUAUCAGUCAUUGCAGGUUUUUUGACUAUAUUUGCUGGUGUUUAUUUACUCAAUAAAUCACGACAAAUUGACGAAGAUGCCUUAGCUAGUAAGCAAGCGAUGCGUGGAACAGAUCCACGUCAUUCAAUAUCAGGGAGGUUAUCAUCAGCUGGCGCUGGUGGAACGAUGUUAGACCCACCGUAUGAGAGAGAAAGAGAUUACGAACAAUUUGAGUUACCAACCCACGAAACACAGGCAUUAAACACGCUCCCAGAGAGAGACGAAAGCGACGAUGGGAUGGAAGACUAUACGCAGAAAUACGACGUUGAACAAGGUAAAUACUAGAGUAAAAUAAAUAAAGGGAUAUUUCAAUCUGUUUUGUAACUUUAUAGUCCAUAUCGCUUCUUAAUAA